This is a messenger RNA of Bombus huntii, 2800 nucleotides long. RefSeq lists its product as uncharacterized. Gene Ontology annotation, biological process: sensory perception of smell. NCBI's taxonomy places the organism in Eukaryota, Metazoa, Arthropoda, Insecta, Hymenoptera, Apidae. Gene Ontology annotation, cellular component: membrane. The record is from RefSeq and is a predicted model, not a curated record. The transcript is spliced from 2 exons. The coding region runs from base 1326 to 2030 and encodes 234 amino acids. Gene Ontology annotation, molecular function: odorant binding; olfactory receptor activity.
UCGUUUCUAUUACAUUUUUUUAACAUCGACUUCGUUAAAAUCGUUCGUGAUAUUUCUAAAAAGUUCUCCGGGAGGAGAUUGAAUUUUCUUGACAAUUUUAACGUUAUAUAUCUACAGCGAUACGAUGAUUUUUUAUAUAGCUUGAAUUUUAUAAUAUUAUAUAUCGAAUAUAAUUUAUAUAUUUUAUAAUAUUGAAUUUUGUCAAUGAUGUAUUAUGUUAUAAUACGCGCUGGGUUCGAUAUUGUUCAAUUUACGUUCAAGGAUUUGCUCAAUUUUUAAUUGAACUGCGAUUGAUCUUGGAAAUUUUCUUAUGCUAAGAAGGUUUACUUAAAAACUACUAAUUCGUAUGAAAGACACGCAAAAUGCUUUGACUUUUGAUUAAUAUGAAAAUAAUUUCGUCCCAUACUACAAUAGCUCUGCCUCUAAGACGGCGAUUCUGUUGAGUUGUUGACCAAAAUUCGUAACAUUUUUGGUAGUUGAUUCAUUCUAUAAUAUUUUAUAUUUAAUAUAUUUGACGAGGUUUCAAGAGAACUGUUUAAAAUAAUAGUAGUUCUAUUAUACAAUAAUACAUUAUUCUAUUCAUGUCUUUAUUAACAUGAAAUACUAACAAUAAUAAUUUCGUAACAAUAAUCUCUUGUAGAUAAAAAUAAAAGAAUUGCUCCUUCAUUUACAACGAUAUUUGUUAUCGUAUGCAUAUUUAUUAUUCAUUUCAUUAUUCAAUAUCACUGUUAUUUCUUCUGAUUUGAUCUCAGCAUGUACGCAUUUACUUCACUUUAUGAAUUAAACCAAGCAAGAUAAAGAGUUCUAUUUUGUUUACAUCAAAGAGUUUAGGAAUUUUGUGAAAUUAUGUUACACGCGUAUAUUUUUAGUAUAUAAACAUCGUACUUUUCUGUAUUUACGUAUUUACAAGUUUGUUAAUUUGGACCUUUGUAUGUUCUAUGCAAAUAAUAAUAAGCCGAUUUUGUUUCUAAACGUUUACUUUUAUUAUCAUCAUUAUCAUUAUUAAUUAUAAAUGUUACGAAUUAAUUAUAAUUUUGUAUAGAUUUAUUAUUCUUAAGUUUUUGUAUGUUUUCGUGCAAAUAAUAAUGGGAUGGCGUUUUGGUUAUUACCGUAAUUGCUAUUAUAAUUGUUAUUAUUAUAAUUUUCAUUGUGUCACUUGAUAUUUUAGCAUUCGGAAAUUAUGAAUAAUUAAAUCAAAUUAACUGUUUUGGCGUGUGUCGCAGGAAAAUAUAAACAGAAAAGUGAAAGACGUGUUCUUACUAAACGAAAGGGUUUUCUUAAUUUGGGAUGCGUGGCCCUUAAGAAAAAAAUACACGAAAUUCGUUAUGUAUAUGUCCUAUCUCAGCGUACAUAUAGUUAUAAUGUACAUUGACCUGAUCGAAGCAUUCGGAAAUUUAGAAUCGAUGGUAGGAAACAUUAUAGAUAAUACCAUAGCAACCACUACCUAUUUUAUACUAUUUUUGCUUCGAUUCAACAAACUGAUCGAACACGGGAUCGUUACUGUGAGAGAAGAAAUUGCUAAGAGUAAGUUUGAAACUGUGGAGGAGAUGCGCUUGUACUUCACGUAUCACAACAUUUCGGAUAAAUUCGGUAGAUACGCCAUUUCAACGACUUUAGUGAUAGCAACUCUCUGGUACUUGUCACCUAUGCUGCAGUUGUUGAAGCUUGAUUCAGGUAUUUCUUCAUCGAUACGUGGCGAGAAGAAGCAAUUUCAUUUCUAUGAUAUUAUUUCAGGACAAAGCAAUGAAUCAUCGAAAGCUUAUAAAUUGCCUUUCCGAGCCUAUGCUUUUCUCGAUUAUCAAGACGACUUUCAAAACUUCGUUAUCAUGUAUUUAUACCAGUUCCCAGUCAUGUUCAUUGCAUUAAGCCAUAUAAGCGCCAUCAGUUUGUUAGUUAACUUGGUGCUACACAUCUGCGGUAAAUUCUCAAUCUUGUCAUAUCGUAUACAAAAUAUUUCCACGAAUUCAAACGUUAAUUUAGACAGUGUAAUCAAAGAAUUCGUGACCGCGCAUGUAAAACUAAUUACGUAAGUAUUUAUCUUUCUUGCUUUCAUUUCUUAUUUACAUUCUAUCGAUUAUCCUGUUGGUGUUCUUAUUUAUCCUAUUUCAAACAUAAUUAAAUUUACUUAUUUAUUUCAAAUAUAAUUAAAACUUUACAUCUUUAUGCAAAUAUUUGGAGAUAAAUAAUUUUUCAACCCUAAUAUACAUAUACAUAUGUAUAUUAUUUUCGUUAAAUAACAUAGCUUUACUAGAUGAAACAAUUACUUUCUCAUCCUGGAAAAUAGUUUGCUUUUAAUCUAUUUAGUUUAUUCUUCAAGACUUUAUUUUUCAAGUUUAGUUUUUUUUUACCCAUCUAUAAAUUAAUAUAAAUCAUAUAUGUUAUUAAUAUAAAUAAUAUAUGUUCACUGACUCAUUAUCGUAACGAUAUUAUGUAAUAUUCAAAAUUCCAUGCAGGACAGCGAACUCCAUCAAUUCAGCCCUGCAAGUUUUUCUUUUGGUGGAACUAUUGCAGACAACCAUUAGAAUGGCGACUAUCAUAUACAUGAUGCUUCUAGUACGUUUAUCGCAUUUAUCGUUUACUUUGUUCAUCGUAUUAUAAUACUUGAUUCAGACUUUACUGGAGUAUAAUUUAUAAAAAAAAAAAAAAACAUACAUGUAUAUGUAAAUUUAGAUAUAGAAACUCUAUUUGUAACAUUUCUAGCUAUUUAAUUUUAGACAUUAAUUUUGUUCGCAUUCUUAAUUUCAAUUGUUAUAAUUUUCAGAAUCCCUCGGGAAGUUUCGUGAACACUUUGACUUACGGU